GCAGCCGAGUCGCAGCAGCCCGGGCCGCGCCGCCGCCGCCGAGCGCCGCCAUGAGGAGGAGUGAGGUGCUGGCAGAGGAGUCCAUAGUGUGCCUCCAGAAAGCCCUGACGCACCUGCGGGAAAUAUGGGAACUAAUUGGGAUCCCCGAAGACCAGCGGCUGCAGAGAACCGAGGUUGUGAAGAAGCACAUCAAGGACCUCCUGGAUAUGAUGAUUGCUGAAGAGGAGAGCCUGAAGGAGAGGCUCAUCAAGAGCAUCUCUGUUUGUCAGAAAGAGCUGAGCACCCUGUGCACCGAGUUACACGUGGAGCCCUUUCAGGAAGAAGGGGAGACGACCAUCUUGCAGCUGGAGAAGGAUUUGCGCACUCAGGUAGAACUGAUGCGAAAACAGAAAAAGGAGAGAAAACAAGAACUGAAACUGCUUCAAGAGCAAGAUCAAGAACUAUGUGAGAUUCUUUGCAUGCCCCAGUACGACAUCGACAGCACCUUGGUGCCCAGCUUAGAAGAGCUGAGCCGGUUCAGACAGCACUUGAAAGCCCUGCGGGAAACCAAGGCUUCUCGGCGUGAGGAGUUUGUCAGCAUAAAGAAGCAAAUCAUACUGUGUAUGGAAGAAUUAGAUCACACCCCAGACACGAGCUUUGAACGGGAUGUCGUGUGUGAGGAUGAAGAUGCUUUUUGUUUAUCUUUGGAGAACAUUGCAACGCUACAGAAGUUGCUGCGGCAGCUGGAAAUGCGAAAAUCACAGAAUGAAGUGAUGUGUGAGGGGCUGCGUGCUCAGAUCCGAGAGCUCUGGGACAGGCUGCAGAUACCCACAGAAGAGAGAGAGGCCAUGGGUAACAUUAUGACUGGUUCAAAGGCCAAGGUCAGGAAAGCGCUGCAAUUGGAAGUGGGUCGGCUGGAAGAACUGAAGAUGCAAAACAUGAAGAAAGUGAUUGAGGCAAUUCGAGUGGAGCUGGCUCAGUACUGGGACCGGUGUUUCUACAGCCAGGAGCAGAGAGAAGCUUUCGCUCCCUAUCAUGAUGAGGACUACACUGAAAGUCUCCUCCAGCUCCACGAUGCCGAGAUCGUGCAGUUGAGAAACUACUACGAGGUGCACAGAGAGCUCUUUGAAGGCGUCCAGAAGUGGGAAGAAAGCUGGAGGCUCUUCCUAGAGUUUGAGAGAAAAGCAUCAGAUCCUAGUAGAUUUACAAACCGUGGAGGAAAUCUCCUGAAGGAAGAAAAGCAACGGGCGAAGCUCCAAAAAACACUGCCUAAGCUGGAGGAGGAGCUGAAGGCACAGAUUGAGAAGUGGGAACAGGAGCAUUCGAAGGCGUUUGUGGUGAAUGGGCAGAAGUUCAUGGAGUACGUGACGGAGCAGUGGGAGCUGCAUCGGCUGGAGAAAGAACGAGCCAAGCAGGAGAGACAACUGAAGAACAAGAAGCAGACGGAGACGGAGAUGCUCUACGGCAGCGCGCCCAGGACACCCAGCAAGCGCCGCGGACUGCUGCCCAGCACACCCGGCAAAGUGCGUAAGCUGAACACGACCACCCUGUCCAACGCCACGGCCAACAGCAGCAUUCGGCCUGCCUUCGGCGGCACCAUCUACCGUUCCCCGGUGUCGCGACUUCCACCCUCUGGCAGCAAGCCGGGCGCUUCCACCUGCUCUGUGACAAAGACCCCCCGUGCCGGUAGGCACGGCGCCAACAAGGAGAACCUCGAGCUCAAUGGCAGCAUCCUGAGCGGUGGGUACCCCAACUCGGCCCCCCUCCAGCGCAACUUCAGCAUUAAUUCUGUUGCCAGCACCUAUUCUGAGUUUGCGAAGGAUCCAUCCCUCUCUGACAGCUCCACUGUUGGGCUUCAGCGGGAACUUUCAAAGGCUUCCAAGUCUGACGCUACGUCACGAAUCCUCAAUUCCACCAACAUCCAGUCCUGAGGAGCCGUGCCGAGCCCGCUGCGGCUCCCUGGGCCUAGGCUGGGCCUGGCCGCGCGGGGCUGCCCUCCUUCACGUGGCUGUGCUGGAAGCCCCGGACCAGCGUCACUACCAUGGGCCUAGCGUGGAGCAAAUGCCACCGCAGGCUUCACGAGGCCUCGGAGACUUGCUUUUAUUUUGACUCAGAAAUAUGUUUAGUUCACAGCAGUCAGUGCAAAUCGUAGCAUAUGGACCUGAGCGCCUCUCCCCACCCACUCGCUCAAGCACACCCCGGGGCUUGCUGUAGCUCACGCGGCGCACGAAAUAGCAACGGUGCCCGCAAGUCGUCUGGGCCUGUGCACGCGUUAGUUGGCAAUUAGCCUCUUUCCUGGUGAUGGGUGCUCAGGUAAUGCUGUUAGCUUUGCUCCCACCUGCGGCUGUCCCCACGCAGAAAGCCUCGCUCCCGAGGAGGGGCUGUCAGAGUGGCGCAGCCUGACCUGCUGCCACUGGGUGACGGGGUGGCCUGGCGGGCCGGGUGGACGCGUUACCUGCCUCUGGGCCUAGCCUCGUCCCUGUGCCGAGUCCACGUCCCCCCUGCGGCUGCCAGCCAAGUGGGGGGCUGUGUGGCUGGGCGUUUCUGGCCUGGAGAGCUGGAACUUUGCACAUGGCAUAGGGGGUUGUUCCUGCUACACUGCCCCCCAGCCCCGUGGAUCACUACUACUGCUGCACGCCCCGAAGCACUAUUUAUUCUCCCUCUGCCUGCACCGCACCUGAAAUGGUUAGCAGCUCACAGAGCGGACCUAGCCAGGGUCAGCGCACCGGGAAGUCAUACACCUACAUGGCUGUUUCUGAAAUUAUACUAAAAAUAAAAUAUGUGUAUACUUACGAUUUAAAGACACAAUGUGAUGGUUCUCUUUCUC
Talpa occidentalis (Iberian mole) is the source of this 2806-nucleotide messenger RNA. RefSeq names its product protein regulator of cytokinesis 1 (gene PRC1). The transcript is spliced from 15 exons. Gene Ontology annotation, biological process: mitotic spindle midzone assembly; microtubule cytoskeleton organization. Bases 51 to 1910 code for a protein of 619 amino acids. Gene Ontology annotation, cellular component: mitotic spindle midzone; cytoplasm; spindle. Gene Ontology annotation, molecular function: microtubule binding. The record is from RefSeq and is a predicted model, not a curated record. Lineage: Eukaryota; Metazoa; Chordata; Mammalia; Eulipotyphla; Talpidae.